Molecule: messenger RNA, 7470 nt
Organism: Mustela lutreola (European mink)
Lineage: Eukaryota; Metazoa; Chordata; Mammalia; Carnivora; Mustelidae
Gene: ZNF41
Product: zinc finger protein 41
Exons: 5
Coding region: 715-3042 (775 amino acids)
Biological process (GO): regulation of transcription by RNA polymerase II
Molecular function (GO): RNA polymerase II cis-regulatory region sequence-specific DNA binding; DNA-binding transcription factor activity, RNA polymerase II-specific
Source: RefSeq, a predicted model, not a curated record
CGGAGAAGGUGGCGCGAGCGGGAGAAGUGCCGGCUGCACAGCCCGCGCUCCGGCCGGGUCGGCUCCCGGGAGACACCGCCGGGCCAGAUCCGGCCGGGGCCCGCCCGCUCCGCGGCCGAAAUGAGCACCCUUCCAAGAUGGCGACGCCCGUAGAGACACUCCCGAGGGGCCAGCUAUGUUAGCUGCCUGACAGUCACUAAAGAACAUUUGAAAGCCCGCCUCUCCACCGCCACGCACACGCGCUAACACGGCGCGAGGGCACCCCUGUGGGACUGCGGCCGGCCGGCCGCUCCCAGGCUGACACUGAGCAUGUGCACGGUCAAGUCCAGACACGGAAGUGUCCCUCAGAGGUAGUUUCCACACUUAGGGUUCCGGGACGUGAGUUUAACAGAGGCGGCAGAGUUGGGCCAUGGAAGCACUGACAUGAUUAUGGGGGUGUGGUGACAUGGAUUUCGCACUCAGUGAUGCUACUCCGUAGGUAUCCAGCACAGAGAGCUGCCCCCUCGGUGCCCCCAGGAGGCAAUUGUGGGGAGAAUGGUGAAUGACUGACCACGUGGACACUGGCUUUUCAGCAUUUCUUGGAGUCUCUGCGGAGCCCCCAGGCCAGACCCCAGCAGCUCUGAUUGGGUCCCCGGCUGCCCACCCGGCUUCGAGCUCCUGGGAAGAGCAGAGUCAUCGGCAAGAGAGCCCGGAGAGCUGAGGCCCAGCGGGAACAUGCCAGCCAACCAGAGUUCUCCCCAAUGGUCCUCGGUCCUGGCUGCAGAGGGACAUGGCAGCCUGUGUGAGGUCUCCGUGUCAUUUGAGGAUGUGACUGUGGACUUCAGCAAGGAAGAGUGGCAGCACUUGGACCCUGCUCAGAGACGCUUGUACCGGGAUGUGACGCUGGAGAAUUACAGCCACCUGCGCUCAGUGGGGUGCCAGGUUCCCAAACCAGAGGUCAUCUUCAAGUUGGAGCAAGGAGAGGGGCCAUGGACAAUGGAGGGGGAAACCCCACAUCAGAGCUGGUCAGACGAAGAUAUUGGGGGGAAGCAACACCAGAGAAUUGCUGGGAAAGUUUCAUUGCACUGUGAGAAAUUUGGUCAACCCAUAGGAGAAGAUCCAUUGUGUUCCAUUUUAGAAGAAUUGUGGCAAAACAACAGCCAGCUAGAGAGAUAUCGGGAGAGCCAGAAUCACCCUUUAAGUCAUGUGAAAGUGUUGAUUAAGGAGAGGGGCUAUGAAUGUAAGAAUAUUGAAAAAAUAAUCCAUGUGAGUACCAAGCUUGUUCCUUCAAUUAAAAGUCUCCGUAACUAUGACCCAUUUGGAAAGAGUCUGAAGCAUACUUUAAACUUACACAAUCAUAAUAAAAGCAAUGCAACAAAGAAGCUUGAUAAGAUUUUUGGAAAUGAUAAUAAUUUUGCCCCUAGCUCUUCGUCUGCUGAGACUGUGAGUACAGGGGCAAAUUCCUGUGACAUUAAUCAACGUGGAAAACAUCUUGGCAACAAACAAACUCUCAUCCACCAUCAGACAAUUCAGACUGGGGAGCAACUGCCUGUAUGUACUGAGUGUGUAAAGAGCUUCCCCCAAAAGCCCCAUCUCUCUGAGCAUCAGAGAAUUCAUGCUGAGGAAAAAUCCCAUGAAUGUCAUAAAAGCCACAAAGCCCUCAGGCAGAAGCCACCAAUUAAUGUACCUCAAAGUGCUUAUACCGGAGACAAACCCUAUAUAUGUACUCAAUGUGAGAAGGCCUUUACUCUCAAGUCGAACCUCAUUACACAUCAGAAAAUUCAUACUGGGCAGAAACCCUAUAAAUGCAGUGAAUGCGGAAAAGCCUUUUUCCACAGAUCCUAUCUCUUUAGACACAUGAGAAUCCAUACGGGAGAAAAACCAUACGAAUGCCGUGAGUGUGGAAGAGGCUUCUCCCAGAAUUCAGACCUUACCAUACAUCAGAAAACUCAUACGGGAGAGAAACACUACGCGUGCAGCGAAUGUGGGAAAGCCUUCACCAGAAAGUCAGCACUCAGAAUGCAUCAGAGAAUCCACACAGGAGAGAAACCCUACGUAUGCCCUGAAUGCGGGAAGGCCUUCAUCCAGAAAUCCCACUUCAACACACAUCAGAGAAUCCAUACCGGUGAGAAGCCUUACGAAUGCAGCGAGUGCGGAAAGUCGUUCACUAAGAAGUCACAGCUCCACGUGCAUCAAAGAAUUCACACAGGGGAAAAACCCUAUAUAUGUACAGAAUGUGGAAAGGUCUUCACACACAGGACAAACCUCACUACACAUCAGAAAACUCAUACUGGAGAGAAACCCUAUACGUGUGCUGAAUGUGGCAAGGCUUUCAGCGACCAGUCAAAUCUCAUUAAACACCAGAAAACGCACACUGGAGAGAAACCCUAUAAAUGCAACGGCUGUGGAAAAGCCUUCAUAUGGAAGUCACGCCUCAAAAUACAUCAGAAAUCUCAUAUCGGAGAGAGACACUAUGAAUGCAGCGAAUGUGGGAAAGCCUUCAUCCAGAAAUCGACACUAAGUGUGCAUCAGAGAAUCCACACUGGAGAGAAACCCUACGUUUGUCCUGAAUGCGGGAAGGCCUUCAUCCAGAAAUCCCACUUCAUUGCACAUCAUAGAAUCCACACCGGGGAGAAGCCUUACCAGUGCAGUGACUGUGGAAAGUGCUUUACUAAGAAGUCACAGCUUCGUGUGCAUCAGAAGAUUCACACAGGGGAGAAACCCAAUAUAUGCGCCGAAUGUGGAAAGGCCUUCACUGACAGGUCCAAUCUGAUAACACACCAGAAAAUCCACACUAGAGAGAAACCCUAUAAAUGUAGCGACUGCGGAAAAACCUUCACUUGGAAGUCCCGCCUCACUAUCCAUCAGAAAUCUCAUACUGGAGAGAGACACUAUGCAUGCGGUAAAUGCGGGAAAGCCUUCAUCCAGAAAGCAACGUUAAGCAUGCAUCAGAUUAUUCAUACUGGAAAGAAACCCUAUGCCUGUACAGAAUGUCAGAAGGCCUUCACCGACAGAUCGAAUCUCAUUAAGCACCAGAAAACUCACAGUGGAGAAAAAGUAUAAAGCCACCGACUGAAAAGGCCUUCAGCUGGGACUCAGACCUGGGGAUACAUCAGAGGUCUCAGAGUAGGGAAGAGGAGUGCCAGAUGCUGUGAUCAGGGGUGUGGGGUUGGGGCGGGGGAGUGGGCAUGAUGGCCCACAGCUUAAGGGAACAGAAGGCAAACAAAGCCAAGUGUCCUUCAGCCAAUUGGAAAUAGAAACACUGGCACCACCAGUUGAUGUGCAAUUAUAUGCAGAGGGAAACAAUUUGAUAAGGGAUUUGGGCCAUAGUCCUUUGGAGAACCUCAAGCUCCUGCAAACAGUAGAAAGACAGACCCCAGGAGAUGACUUGUAAUCUCCUAUGUUUCACUUUUUGGAUUGUAUAAAUUCAGCACUGAUUGGUUCUUCAUAUCCUGGGAUGCAGAAGUGCUUAAUACCAGCCACCUUGUUUUCUAAUGUCUCGGGUGGGGAGAAAAGUGUUCAUUGUCCAAACUCCCUUGGAGCACCAAAGUCAAGGCAAAAACCUACUGGGAAGACAGAUCUGUGAGGAGAAGCCAGAAGUUUUUGUGAUUAUUGACAUUUAAGACCCAGAAAAGAUGGCCACGAGGCACUGUUCUUUCUCUUCCCUUCUCCAGAGUAUAUAUUUAAAAAACGAAAUGGAAUUCUAAUGACUUUAUAUAUUGGCAAAUUAGGCAUAGCUGUAGCCAGUGUUACAGGAAUAUAGUUAUUAAACCUUACAGACAUCUAAAGGUGGCAGUUUAUUCCCUCAUUACUUCCAUGCUGUGGCCACAGGUGAUUCACAUCCAAAAAAGGCAUGCAUACUUUCUGACCUGUACACCAAAAGCUAGCUUUCAUGUAGCCCACAGACCACAGACUUCUCAUCCCCUUAGUAACUGACCCUAAAACAAUGACACUGAGCCACGACACACUGGACUUCUGGCCUCAUCUACUGAAGCUUCUGCUUUCUUUAGGUUUCCUGUUUAAAAGGAGUGGUUGAUUAAUUGGGUUUCAAGACAUAACAUUGUGAUUUUGUUUUUCUUUCAAUUUGGUAAGAUACAUUCAUUUUCUACAAGCACAUGAAGAGCAGAAUUGUGUUGAUUGCUAUGGGAUAAAGUCAUGUUGCACUGUAUUUGUUUAGUCUAAGAUACAAUUAUAGUUGAACAGCUAGAAGACUUCUCUAGAAAAAGCACUGCUUUUUUUAAAACACUGAUCUAAAGACACUUUCUCAUUUUCCCUUAAAUGGUUUUUAUGAUACUCAUAAGAAAAGGGGCUUUCUAACAUGCAAAUUUACCUGAUUUUUAAACCUUUUUAUUAACAUAUAAUGCAGACAGAAAAUGCAGCUAUCGUAAGCAAACAGCCCAAUGGAUUCUUACAAACUGCACACACUCAGAUCAAGAAACACAACAUGCCCAACACACCAGAAGCAUUCCCUGUUCUCCCUUCAGGCUUCGUCCCCUCAACUCCCAAGAUAAACACUAUCUGACUUCUAACAGCAUCGAUUAGUUUUGUCUGUUUGGUAUUUUAUGUAAAUUGAGUCAAAUAAUUAAAUAUAUUUCAUAUUUUAAUAAUAUACUCUUUAGUGUCUAUGUUUCCUUCACAUUGUAAAGUAAGGGUUCAUCCACUUUAUUAAAUACCCUUGUAGAUCAUUCAUUCAUUCUCAUGGUCACGAUAUAUUCCAUUGUGUGAAUUGUAGUAUACCACAGUAUAUCUGUUCCACUGUUGGUGGACAUUUGGGUUGUCUGCAGCCUUGGGCUAUUGGAAAUAGUGGUGCUAUAAAUAUUUUAGUACCCAUUUAUUAGUGACCAUAUUUAUGAAUCUCUGUUAGGCAUAUUUCCAGACUUUGAACCACCAAAUUGUACAGUAUCCAUAUGCUCAGCUUUAGUUUAUAAAACUAGUUUUCUAACGGGGCUGUACUAAUAUACACUCUCACCAGUGCAGUAGAUGAGUUCUAGUUGCUCCAGGUUCUUGCUAACACUUGGUAUUUUCCAUCUUUUUUUUCUUUAGCUUAUAUAGUCUCCAUAAUGUUAGUAUCUAGUGAUAUCUCCAUGUGAUUAUAAUUUUUAUUUCUUCCAAUUCCACCAUAGCAGCUCCCAAGACAGUUAAUGAUAUCUGAGAUCUGAGACCCAGGCGUGGUUCUCACAUGCUUCACAGUAAGCAAAUACUAAGUUUAAAUCUUCCCACACAAAAGAGCCUAAAGCCAGAUGGCUUAACAGGUUAAUUGCAUUAAACAUUUAUAGGAGAAUAAUAUCGAAGCUCCAUAAAAUCGUUCAAAAAAUAGAGGAAGAAAGAACAAUCCCCAAGUCUGUGAGGCCAGUAUUACCCUGAUACUUGAGCUAUACCACCACAUAAACACAUAACAACAAUAACAAACUACAGAGCAGUAUUCCUCAUGAAUACAGAUCUAAAAAUCCUCAACAAAAUAUUAGCAAAUUGAACCUAACAACAUAUAAAAGAAUUAUACAUAAUGACCAAGUGAGGUUUAUUCCAUGAUGCAAGGCUGCAUCAACAUUCAAAAAUUAUUCAAUGUAAUGAUAUUAAUAAGCUGAGGAAGAAAAGUCACAUGAUCUGCAGAUUCAAUACGAUUUUAUCAAACUUUGAGCAGGCUUUCUUCUCUCCAAAACUGAUAAACUAAUCUUCAAAAUAUAGAGAGAUGUAGAAAGGAUCAAGAAUAGCAAAUAGGUUGGGGCACCUGGGUGGCUCAGUGGGUUAAGCCUCUGCCUUCGGCUCGGGUCAUGAUCUUAGGGUCCUGGGAUCGAGCCCCGCAUCAGGCCCUCUGCUCGGCGGGGAGCCUGCUUCUCUCUCUCUGCCUGCCUCUCUGCCUACUUGUGACCUCUCUCUGUCAAAUAAAUAAAUAAAAUCUUUAAAAAAAAAAAAGAAUAGCAAAAAGGAAUCUGCCAAAGAACAAAGAGGGAGGACAUUUGCUGACCAAUUUAAAAAUUAUUAUAAAGCUACAGUAAUUGAGAUAGUAUGGUACUGGCAUGGGGAUAGAUCAACAGAACAGAAUAGAGUCCAGUAAUAAACCCUCAUGCUUACUGUAAACAUCUUGUUUCUACUUUAUUUUUUUUCCACAAAAGAGCGAAAGCAAUUCAAUGGGGAAAGAAAACCCUUUCAACAUUUGGUGGAGGGAUAAUUAGAUAUUCACAUGCAAAAAGAUAAAUUUAAAUCUUGCUUCACACCAUCCUAACAACUCAAAAUGGACCACAGACAUAAAUAUAAAAGCUAAAACUAUAAAGGUUUUAGUAGAAAACAGGAGACAAGUCUCUGUGACCUUGUUUUAGACAAGAAAUUCUUAGAUAGGACACAAAUAACAUGCUCCAUAAGGAAAAAAAUAAUAAACUGGACUUCAGCAAACCCAAAACCGAAAAGUUUGUCCUUCAAAAGACACCACCAAGGAAAUGAAAAGACAAAACAGACUGGGAGAAAACAUUUGUAAGUUCUAUGUCUGAUAAAGGACUUGUAUGCAGGAUAUAUAAAAAACUCCUACAACUUGAUUAAAAAAAAAAAGACAAACAACCCAUUUUAAAAAUGGGCCAAAGAUUUAAAGAGACCUUAAGCACAUAAAGAAAUGCCCAACAUCAUUGGUUAUUAGGGAAAUUCUCAUGAAAACCACAAUAAGAUACCCCUUUGCAUGCACUAAAAUGGUUAUAAUAAAGACUAUCAUAACAAAUGUUGGCAAAUACAUGGAGAGUUAGGAACUUUCAUACAUUUCUGGUGUAAAUGCAUUAAAGUGGUAUAACCACUUAAGAAAAGUGUCAUUUUCCUUAAAAGUUCAUCAUAAGUUUACCAUAGGACCCAGCGAUGUCACUGCUAGGAUCUGCCCAAAAGAUACGUAAUGUGUUCACGCAAACACUUGCACCAGUUCAUAACAGCAUUAUUUAUACCAGGCAAAGAGUAGAGACAAUCCAAAUGUUCAUCAACUGGCAAACGAUACACAAAAUAUGAUGCAUUCAACAAUAAAAGGAAACAAACACUAAUAAACACUACAACAUGGGUGAACCUCAAAAAUACUACGCUAAGUGAAAGAAGCAAGACACAAAAGAUCAAGGAUCGUAUUUGUAUAUUGUAUUUCUAUGGAAUUUCCGGAAAAAUCUAUAAAGAUCUGUAGACUAGUGGUUGUCUGGGGGUGAAAAUGGGAAUGGUCAUUAACUGUAAAUUAGUACAGGAAUCUUACUGGGGUGAUAUAGAUGUCCUAGAACUUGAUUGUGGUGAUGCUUUCAUGACUGGGUAAAUUUAAUGAAGGUCAUUGAGGUGAUCCUUAAUUCCAUUCCUUUUUGAACACCUGCAUUCCCUGCCGUACCAUCUGUAGCCCCUACAGCUAGACUGAACUGUUCUUGUCUUGGAGCCUGUUGGACAUUUAAGAAUAAACUUUUGUUUUGAAAAAAGUCCUUGAACUGUACAAUUUAAAUAAUGGAAUGUAAAUUAUACCUCAAUAAAGUUUUCUUUUUCAGAGUU